Messenger RNA from Aureobasidium subglaciale EXF-2481, 2689 nucleotides. RefSeq names its product glycosyltransferase family 66 protein. The record is from RefSeq and is a predicted model, not a curated record. Gene Ontology annotation, cellular component: membrane. Bases 51 to 2303 code for a protein of 750 amino acids. Gene Ontology annotation, biological process: post-translational protein modification. NCBI's taxonomy places the organism in Eukaryota, Fungi, Ascomycota, Dothideomycetes, Dothideales, Saccotheciaceae. Gene Ontology annotation, molecular function: dolichyl-diphosphooligosaccharide-protein glycotransferase activity. The transcript is spliced from 4 exons.
UUGUGCCUGUGCCAGCAGCUCUCCAAUACCAUCCCAGUAUAGACAGCACCAUGGCAGCCAGCGUGGGAAGCAGUUUCUUCAAGGGAGAGACUGGCCGCAACACCAGAGGUCUGUUGCGAUUGAUCAUCUUGGUCUUGAUUGCAACAACUGCUGUAGCGUCCCGUCUCUUCUCCGUCAUCCGCUUUGAGAGCAUCAUUCACGAAUUCGAUCCCUGGUUCAACUUCCGCGCGACCAAGUAUCUCGUCCAGAAUGGCUUCACGAGCUUCUGGGACUGGUUCGACGACCGAACAUGGCACCCUCUCGGCCGUGUCACUGGCGGUACCCUCUACCCUGGCCUCAUGGUCACCAGCGGCGCCAUCUGGCACUUCCUCCGUUUCCUGACCUUCCCUGUCGACAUCCGUAACAUCUGUGUCAUGCUGGCCCCGGCCUGCUCUGGCUUGACUGCCUUUGCCAGUUACCUCCUGACCUCCGAGAUGUCCGAUUCGCCCUCGGCCGGUCUCCUUGCCGCCAUCUUCAUGGGCAUCGCCCCUGGUUACAUCUCCCGUUCCGUUGCCGGCAGUUACGACAACGAAGCCAUCGCCAUCUUCCUCCUCGUCUUCACCUUCUACCUCUGGAUCAAGAGUGUCAAGCAGGGCUCCGUCAUGUGGGGUGCUUUCACCGCCCUCUUCUACGGAUACAUGGUCUCAGCCUGGGGUGGUUACGUCUUCAUCACCAAUCUGCUCCCUCUGCACGUCUUUGUCCUGCUGUGCAUGGGCAGAUACAGUCCUCGUCUGUACACCAGCUACACGACCUGGUACUCGCUGGGCACGCUUGCGAGCAUGCAGAUUCCCUUUGUCGGCUUCUUGCCCAUUCGCACCAGCGAUCACAUGGCUGCUCUCGGCGUCUUCGGUCUUCUCCAGCUUGUCGCUUUCGUCGAGUUCGUGCGCCAGACUCUGCCCAGCAAGCAGUUCCAGACGCUCCUCCGCGCCUUCGUCUUGGUAGUCUUCCUUGCCGCAUUCGGUGUCCUCGUCCUUCUCACCUUCUCUGGCGUUGUCGCUCCCUGGGGCGGUCGUUUCUACUCACUCUGGGACACGGGCUACGCAAAGAUCCACAUUCCCAUCAUCGCCUCGGUCUCGGAGCACCAGCCUACCGCCUGGCCCGCAUUCUUCUUCGAUCUCAACCUAUUGAUCUGGCUGUUCCCUGCCGGAGUCUACAUGUGCUUCCGCAACCUCAAGGAUGAGCAGGUCUUUGUCGUCAUCUACGCCGUCCUGGCCAGUUACUUCGCCGGUGUCAUGGUCCGUCUGAUGCUCACGCUGACCCCUGUCGUCUGUGUCGCUGCAGCUCUUGCACUCUCGCAGAUUCUCGACACCUUCCUGGUCACCAAGACUCCUGUCGCUCCCGCUCAAGCCAACGGCAACACCGAUGCCCCCAAGACUGCCGCUUCCCUCAUCCCCGAUACACUUCGCUCGACCCAGAAGCCUCUCGUUGGUAUCUACUCUACCUUCUCCAAGUUCGCCAUGACUGGUACCAUCACUGCCUACCUUUUGCUCUUCGUUCUCCACUGUACUUGGGUCACAUCGAACGCCUACUCGUCGCCUUCAGUCGUUCUCGCUUCCAAGAUGGCCGACGGCUCGCAGCACAUCAUUGACGACUACCGUGAAGCUUACUACUGGCUUCGUCAAAACACCGAGCAGAACGCCAAGAUCAUGUCGUGGUGGGAUUACGGCUACCAGAUUGGUGGUAUGGCUGACCGCCCUACCCUCGUCGACAACAACACUUGGAACAACACCCACAUUGCCACUGUCGGCAAGGCCAUGAGCUCCCGCGAGGAGGUCAGUUACCCCAUUAUGAGACAGCAUGAGGUAGACUAUGUCCUCAUCGUCUUUGGUGGUUUGAUUGGAUACUCGGGUGAUGACAUCAACAAGUUCUUGUGGAUGGUUCGUAUCGCCGAGGGCAUCUGGCCAGAUGAGAUCAAGGAGCGUGACUACUUUACCCCUCGUGGCGAGUACCGCAUCGACGACCAAGCUUCUGACACCAUGAAGAACAGCUUGAUGUACAAGAUGUCGUACUACAACUACAACUCCCUCUUCCCUGCUGGUCAGGCCACCGACCGCGUCCGCGGCUCAAAGCUUCCCGCCGAGGGUCCUGAGCUCUCGACUCUGGAGGAAGCCUUUACCAGUGAGAACUGGAUCAUCAGAAUCUACAAGGUCAAGGACCUUGACAACCUCAACAGAGACCACCAGAGCGCCAUGGCGUUCGAAAAGGGCAACAAGAGAAAGAAGACUAGCAAGCGCAAGGGACCCCGAGUCCUUCGCGUUGAUUAGUUUGUCUUCGUCAAAGAAAAGUUGCCAGGUCUUUCUUAGAGGAUGUUUUCUUUCUGUAUAUCUUAUAUCUUGAAAUGAUAAAAGCAUUUGAGCGUAUCUGUGCGUGUUCAUGUCGUCCUGUUUUUUUUUUAUGGUGAUUUUGAGCAGGACUAAUUUGUCAUCCGUUUAACGGAAGAUCAGAAGGUUAUAGGAAGGGCGGCGGUUGCUACUGCCAAGAUUGUGGAAGAGGGCAAAGCUCCGGCGAGGUUCUGGGUCUUGGAACAGUCUGAUAUUGUUAGACUGGGAAGAGACGAGUGAAGGGAGUGAAAUAUGUGGUCCAUCACCAAAUUAAUUCUGCCUUUGGCACUCAUCCCGACGAAAAGAGGGUCGCACUUGGUCAUGGCCAC